Molecule: messenger RNA, 1935 nt
Organism: Chanos chanos (milkfish)
Lineage: Eukaryota; Metazoa; Chordata; Actinopteri; Gonorynchiformes; Chanidae
Gene: eaf2
Product: ELL associated factor 2
Exons: 6
Coding region: 106-882 (258 amino acids)
Biological process (GO): transcription elongation by RNA polymerase II
Cellular component (GO): super elongation complex
Molecular function (GO): transcription elongation factor activity
Source: RefSeq, a predicted model, not a curated record
GGUUGCAGGUCCAGAAGUGAGGUGGCUCUUCUGCCUUAGAUGGUAUCGCAUGAAGUGGAAAGUUACAUGUUAGAAGUCAGCAUAUGGUAGAAAACUGUGCUAAGAAUGAAUGGGGCCGCAUACUCAAAUUUUGAUAAUCAGGAACAUGUUCUCAAAUUAGGUGAAACGUUUGAGAAACAAUCAAAGAGUGCAUUCCACACGGUACGAUAUGACUUCAAACCAGCUUCCAUUGAUACUACAUGUGAAGGAGAUCUUGAAGUGGGCAAGGGUGAACAAGUCACGAUAACAUUGCCCAACUUAGAGGGGUCCACUGCUCCAGUCACAGUGUUCAAAGGGUCCAAGAGGCCUUACAUGAAGGAAUGCAUCCUAAUUGUAAACCAUGACACAGGAGAGUAUCGCCUCGAGAAACUCAGCAGCAACAUUGCGGUCAAGAAGACGAGGGCUGAGGGAAGCAGUAAGAUCCAGUCCCGCCUGGAGCAACAGACCAGCAGGUUAAGCCAGCAGAUGAAAAGUGGCAGCAGUAGCAAGACCCCAUUCAACUCUAAGAGCUCCCCUCCCAAAGAAAAGCUCUCUCCAGGAUCCCCCAUGGAUGACAUUGAGAGAGAGCUUAUGGCUGAGGCAAGAGUCAUGGAUCAGAUGAGCAGCGGCGACAGUUCCUCAGACUCCCAGAGUUCAUCAUCCUCCAGCAGCGAGGACAGCUCCAGCAGCAGUGACUCAGAGGACGACACACGUCCUCCACCCAUGGCACCCACAAUCACUCACAGCAUGCCCAUCAUAACCACUUCCCAGAGCCGCACAGAGGAGGGCAGUGGCCAUUUCAUGAACACUCUCAAGAGUGAUCUACAGCUGAGUGAGUCUGGGAGUGAAAGCGAUGAUGACUAAACGCAGUGACGGCCAAAAACCACAGUGGUGCGGGAAACUGGGCUGGAUUUGUCGAGAUGCCAAUAGAAGCAACUGUUGCCUAAAUCCAGUUCUAAACCAGCAUUUCCAUGAAGACAUUCUUCCCUCUUUUUCAUCAAUUUCGGUAGCAUUUUCAGUUUACAAAGCAGUGAAUUCCUAUACUGGUAUUUCUAUACUGUCUGUUUUGUUGAUUGCUACUGCAGAGAUUCUAGUUUACUUUAAGCCAUUGGAACCCUAUCAAAAUGAUUGCUGCCUUGAUGCAUCUAGAAGAAGGUUUUUUGUGUAUUAGUGUCUUAACUGUGAAAGGAAAACACUUUGGGAUUUUCUUCCGUGUAAAAGGAUUCUCAUGAUCGAUUGACUUUAAUAUCAUCCUUCAUUGUCUUGUUUCUUUCUUCUUCUUUUUUUUUUAAUCUUUUUUUUUUUCCUUUAAAGCCAAAUUCAUUUUCACCUGAAGUAGUUCAGCAAAAUAUUAAAGGUGGUCAAAGAGAACACCAGAGAAGUACUUGAAAGUGACACAUAUAGUUCUGCAUAAUUCAAUAGAAAUAUCAUGUCAAGCUCAGUGACUCAAUGUAUCUCUCAGACUGAGUUUGCCACUCUUAAACCUGCAAUACUUGAAUAUGUCUGUCUAACUAUUUAUGAAUUCUAUUAAAAUCAAUCAAAGUUCCUUUUGUUUUAGGCAGACUAUUUGAUCUUUAAGGAGUGCCUGAAGUCUUACUCAGAUCAUGUGCUUAUUAAAGCAGAAUUUAAGGCCUUAAAAUUACCCUGCUUUGUUUUGCUUUCUCACUAUAUUUUUUGAUUCCUUGCAGGGGUUACUGCCUACAGUGCAGUGUUUUCUUUGAAAAUUAAGUGUUAUCUUACAUUUAGGCCUCUGGCAGGCUAAACUGUAAAUGUAAGGGUGUCUUCGGGGCAAUUUCAAAGCACAAUACACAAAGAAAAAUAACACCAUUUUUGUUUCAGCAACAAAGGACUUAUCCAUGCAUUAAAUGUAGCCCGCAGCAACAAAAACCAUUGUCAUAAUCAAUUUAUGUAUACAUC